AUGAAGGUCUUCAGCGUGCUUGCGUUUGCGCUUGCGCUUAAGGCGCUGGGGCGCGUCUGGGCCAGGCCCGAGGACCAGGCGGCUCAAAACAACGAGGAAAACUCCGGUGACCCCGCAGGCCAGGCCGAAACAGAGCGGCAGCUUCCCGAGGAGUUGACCCUUGACAACUUUGACGAAGUGACCGCCCAGGCACUCACUCUCGUCGAAUUCUACUCGCCCUACUGCUCCCAUUGCAAGAAGCUAGCACCGAUAUGGAAAAAGGCGUAUUUCUUGACCGAGGACGAUCAGCAGAAAUCCAACAUCCGCAUGCGCCAGGUCAACUGCAUCGAAAGCGGCGACUUGUGCGCCCGGGAAAACAUCCGCUUUUACCCGAACUUACGGCUCUAUGCGCCCGAGAAUAUAGAGGGGCUGGCCCCACUGCUGCGGUUUGUAGAUCUGUAUCCGGACGCCCUUGCCCGGACGCCCGAAAACUUCGGCAAGUACUUGAAAAGUGCGGUGGCGGAAUUCGACCAGUCCACUUUGGACAUGGCCAGUUUGUCCGAGCAAAUGGACAUGGACUUGGCUCUCAAGGUGGUGGCGGGCGAGGCCCGUGAGCCCUAUUUUGUGGCGCUUUUCCUGAGCUCCGUCGACGAUUGGGCCGGCUCGAGGUUUCCAGAUAGCUGUCUCGACUGUGCCAAGCACCGCCAGGCCUGGCAUCGAGUUUCCAAUCUCGUGGCUACCUCGGCCCGCACUGCCCAUUUGAAUUGCCACUCACAUCCGCUCUUGUGCGAGAAAUUGGGCUUCCCGGAGUUGGGCAGCCGUGCCAAGCUGCUGGUGCCACGGUACAUGAUGUUUGUUCCGAAGAGCGCCGGGAUGAUCCGCUUCGAUUACAAGGGCCCAUUGUCGGUGAAAGAAAUGAGGGCAUUUGUGGCCAAGUUAGCCACCAACUACUUGUACGAGGACAUCAGCACGCACGGCUUGGAGGUGGUGAACGUGUUGAAGACCGAGCUUCCCCAAGAGCCGCAAGACUUGUACUACCCGAUCUCCAACAAAAUGGCGUUGGUACUCGCGUACGACCUCGAAACCGUGACUCCCGAGGACAAAGCCAUCUUGCCGUAUUUGUUGGACACCGUGACGCAGUUGCCGUUCGACAUUUCCUUGGCGGUGUGCCACAGUUCGAACGUUCAGGAAACACUUGAGAAACAGGCCAAGGGCUUGACCCAAUACGCCAAUUCCGACAAAACGUUUGCGGACAUUCCCUUCGACCGGCGCUUGCACCUCGCCACGAGCUUGAGUGCCAGGCCCACGCUAUACAUCUUCAAAGAGAACUCCUUGAUUCCUGCCAUCUACCAAAACUUUGCCUUGGAAGACAUGCGCAACGCCAAGAAGAUCGAGGCUUUCAUUCGCAAGAAUAUGUAUCCAUUGUACGGCGAGUUGACGCCGCGCUUGUACGACAACUACUUUUACAAGAAAGGCAAGAGGAACGGCGACAAUGACAAGGUGGUGAUCACGUUCUUGAACGCGGGCGACGCCACGGCAAUCAAACACACGUUGUUCAACUUGUCGAUGGUCGCGCACCAGUAUCACGUAGAGAAGAAUCGGUACUAUUUCGAGGACUUGUUGCAGGAGAGGGAAAAGAAGAGCCAGAAGGUGGCCAAGAUGAAGGAGGAGGAUUCAAAGACCACAGAAAUCAUCCAGCAGAUGCGCCAGCUGGUGCCACACUUGUUUGACCACGACAAUGUGCUCUUCACGUACGUCGACAUGGUGCAGUAUCCUGAUUUCGCCAGGGACUACGGACUCAACAUCGACGGCAAGGAAUACAAAACCGGAGACACCAUCGUGGUGUCCAAGCACCAAAAGCUCUACUGGGACCAUGAUUUCACGGGGGCGCAGCUCACCAGCAACAGGCAGGUGUUGCGUGAGGUUUUGAAGUACUUGGUAAGUCCCAAGCUUGUGCCGAAAGAGACCACGUUGACUUCGAAGCUUGUUGGUAGUCCCUACCACAGUCGCCUCCGUGGUGCUGAUUACGUUCACCAGCACGGUAUCUUUGGGUACAUCUUUUUCGCCUUGAUGAUGUUUUUGGCGUUCCAAGUGGCGAAGAAGUUGAUGCGGAGGCCAGUCAACCGCAGAGUGGGGAUUAUUGGCAACAUGUUUGCCAAAAGCGAUUGA
Metschnikowia bicuspidata var. bicuspidata NRRL YB-4993 is the source of this 2148-nucleotide messenger RNA. Its product is annotated as protein disulfide isomerase. NCBI's taxonomy places the organism in Eukaryota, Fungi, Ascomycota, Pichiomycetes, Serinales, Metschnikowiaceae. The transcript has 2 exons. The coding region runs from base 1 to 2148 and encodes 715 amino acids. Gene Ontology annotation, molecular function: protein disulfide isomerase activity. Gene Ontology annotation, cellular component: endoplasmic reticulum. Gene Ontology annotation, biological process: protein folding. The record is from RefSeq and is a predicted model, not a curated record.